Molecule: messenger RNA, 978 nt
Organism: Talaromyces amestolkiae
Lineage: Eukaryota; Fungi; Ascomycota; Eurotiomycetes; Eurotiales; Trichocomaceae
Exons: 3
Coding region: 1-978 (325 amino acids)
Source: RefSeq, a predicted model, not a curated record
AUGUCGGACAAAGUUUCGAAUCAGCGUCUUAAUCUGCCUCUCGCCAUCAGCCCCGAGAAAUGCUCUGGCGGUACUUAUAUAGUGACUGGAGCAAACACCGGUCUGGGUCUGGAGGCAGCUAAGCAUCUUGUAGCGGUCGGUGCUGCCAAGGUCAUCCUUGCUGUUCGCAAUAUACCGGCAGGUGAGGCAGCCAAGGGKCGAAUCAUCAAGGAGACUGGGAUAACAGGCACUGCCGAAGUGUGGGCUCUCGACCUCUCGAACUAUGAUUCAGUAAAAGCUUUCGCAAAAAAAGCUAUCACAGAGUUGGAUCGCAUCGAUGCAGUUAUUGAAAACGCGGCAGUGGCUACGUCCCAGGGCAAGGCGGAGGGACAUGGCUUGUGCAUGACCGUCAACGUGUAUAGUACUAUAUUGUUGGGCUUGCUACUUCUACCCAAGUUGAAAGAGAACGCGAAGCGAUUUGGCAUCACUCCUCAUGUGACCAUUGUGACUAGCGGAGCAAGCUUUGACGUUCAUGAAAAGUGGAGCGAGAUCAAAGAUGAUCCGCUAGUGAAGGCUGAUGAUAUCAGCAUAGGAUUAGUAUCGUACCCACUCAGCAAGCUUUUUGAGAUUUUCGUUGUGCGCGAGCUUGCCACGCUUCUUCCAGUCUCUGAGACAGGAGUGGUCUUGAAUCUCGUCAACCCUGGUCUUUGCAAGACUGAACUUUCUCGGAACGCACCACCCGAAUUUCAAAAACAAUUAGCCGACAUGCAUGCAAAGUUCGGUCGGACCGCGGAAGAUGGUAGCCGUACUCUCCUACAUGGCGCGGUUGGAGGGGAAAAUAGCCACGGAAGCUACCUGAGUGAUUGCGAGGUGGCCGAUUUCAAGCUGCCAUCGUGGAUAACGGAUGAACAGGGAAAGAAGGACCAGGAAUUAAUCUGGAAUAGCCUCGCCAAAGAGUUGGAGGUAAUUUCACCUGGAUCGGUGAAGAGCAUCUUGUGA